UCAAAGGUAGAUAGAUAGACUGAAUGUAACAUGUGAAGGUGAGAAGACACUUGGAAACUUGCAUAAGUUCAAUCUCUCAAAACCCGUGAAGAACAAAACAAACAUGGAGUUCUUCUUCUGCUUCCUGCUUCUCUCUGCUCAUCUUCUGCUAGCAUCUUCCCUUGUUCAAUUUCAAGAUAAUGGCCUGACCCCAAAACAAGUUAGCAUUCACCUUGAAGUACACCAUGGUCAGUCUCAACUCAACCAUUCCACAACAUCAAGUUUGGAAUUUUUUUCACCCAAAAUCCUUGAAAAGGAUGAGCAGCGAGUCGAGGCGAUUCGCUCAAGAUUUUCCAACAAGAACUUGAGCAACAUCAAGCCAGAACUUGUAAGCACCCCAUUGAAAUCAGGACUGUCUAUAGGGUCAGGCAAUUACUAUGUGAAAUUAGGAGUUGGGACCCCUCCUCAGUACUCUAGCCUUAUUGUGGACACGGGAAGUUCUCUCUCAUGGCUUCAGUGUCAACCCUGUAAAGGUUCUUGCCAUCCCCAAGUUGACCCUUUAUUCAAUCCUUCCAGAUCCAAAACCUUCAAGAAAUUCCCGUGCUCUUCUCCUUCAUGUUCCUCUCUUAAGGAGUCAACCCUUAAUGAUCCUGGUUGUGAGGUUGGAUCUGGUGCUUGUGUGUACAGGGAAGCAUAUGGUGAUUCCUCAUUCUCAAUUGGUUAUUUGAGCCAAGACGUGUUAAGCCUAACCCCAUCAGAAACACUACCAGGUUUUGUGUAUGGUUGUGGACAGAACAAUCAAGGUUUGUUUGGAAAGAGUUCUGGUAUUCUAGGGCUAGGCCAUGAUAAGCUCUCUGCACUUGCACAAUUGUCCACUAAAUAUGGUUAUGCCUUCUCAUAUUGCCUUCCCACUUCUUUCUCUGCCUCUAAACCUUCCAAAGGAGGCUACUUGUCCAUUGGAUCCUCAUCAUUGGCAAAAUCACCAUUCAAGUUCACCCCAAUGGUCAAGAAUCCGAAAAUCCCAAGCCUAUACUCCAUUGACUUAACCGCCAUCACGGUGGCAGGGAGGCCACUUGGCAUCGCCGCCUCAAGUUACAAGGUCCCAACCAUCGUAGACUCAGGCACAGUCAUCACAAGGCUACCUAUGCCAGUAUAUACAGCAUUAAAAGAAGCCUUUGUGAAGAUCAUGUCCAAAAAAUAUAAACCCACAGAAGGAAUUUCCAUACUGGAUACUUGCUUUGAGGGAAGGGCCAAAGAGAUAGUGAAUGUGCCUGAGAUUGGGAUGAUAUUUCAGGGUGGGGCUGCCCUACCACUUAAUGGACACAAUACCCUUAUAGAGCUUGAUGAGAAGACCACCUGUUUGGCCAUUGCAGGUAGCUCUGGGACUAACCCCAUUGCCAUUAUUGGUAAUUACCAGCAACAGACAUUCAAUGUUGCCUUUGAUAUCUCCAAUUCUAAGAUUGGAUUUGCUCCUGCUGGCUGUGAAUGAUCAGAAUAUUAGUUAGGUUACAGCGUUUAGAUUCUCUGCAGGGUGCUGUGCAGAGCCUCUACAACAGAAAAUCAACGGCCCUGAAUUGUUCAACUGAUCCAACGGUUAUUCCAAGUUGGUCAGUGUAAAUCAUCAAAUCUGUCAGAACAAUGUUGGCUGGUAGAUGCAUCUGUGCAGGCUCAACACCUCAGCUGUGCAGCGAAACCGAACGUCCUAGUAUAUUAUUCUGUCAACUCAUUAUAUCAUUAUUAUGAGCCAAUAAGAAUCACUAAGGUUUAAGUUUCAUAAUGUGAUCAGAUCUACAAACACAUUAUCUUUAAUGAUUGAGUUUCUAUUAAUUUGUGCAUUGUAUCAGUUUGAUGUAUUCUUCACUGUGAACAAGUACGUAUUAUUUACAUUUAGUUUGAGAAGCUGUCAUUUUGCUGCAGUGGUGUUCACCAUAUCUUAGUUUGUGGCUAUUAAUAAAGCAGGUCGAUGUUGAGUAAAUGCAUGUUGUAUAUCUCUUUUAAUUUCUAUGAAUAAAAAGGCAUUCUCUUUUCACCAAA
Molecule: messenger RNA, 2013 nt
Organism: Neltuma alba
Lineage: Eukaryota; Viridiplantae; Streptophyta; Magnoliopsida; Fabales; Fabaceae
Product: aspartyl protease family protein At5g10770-like
Exons: 2
Coding region: 104-1468 (454 amino acids)
Biological process (GO): proteolysis
Molecular function (GO): aspartic-type endopeptidase activity
Source: RefSeq, a predicted model, not a curated record